AUGACUCUAGAUCCACCUGUUGAUACGAGGGUCGAAAGCGUCGGAUUAGAUGCUGCUGGCCUUGUCGCACUUGCCGAUAUUGGAACGGUACAAGAACGAACUGUCCUGACUGGAACCUCCUCGAUAUUAGAUAUUUUCGUUCUAGUUCCUGGGCUUCAUUUACAGCAGAAGGCCCCUGGGUUAAAUGCUGGGGAGCACCCAGCAUGUGCCGCUCUUACUUCCGGUUAUGUUUUCCGAGUUGAAAACCCGGCAACUGUUUUCUACCUACAACGAGUCGGGAGAACCGGCCAGCUGACACAUGUUGAGGUUCGAAAGGUUGAAGAGCCAACCACGUGGUAUCGCAGUCUAUUCUUGGCAUUAUUACCGGGUCAAGAGAUGACUUUUUUGCCCAUAGCUGCCUACAUUCUAGCUGUCUCGUGGGGACUAGGAGUUUUGAUCCUUCUUACCCUUUCUAGGGACUGGUGGGGUCUUAUUAUGUGCGGAUGCCUCAUGAUUUCUCGAUUUAUCAACUUUAUCAUAAUUCAACUACGGGACCGCCCGGGUUGGACUGGUGCAGAUGAGGAAGGGGAAAAGGGCGACUUACUUAUUCUUCUAAGCGAAGAUCGGUGGGUUAGAAUGAAGGGUUAUGUUAACGACCUCAAGGCAGUGACAUCUGGGCAAUGGCUGAGACGUGAACACCCUUUAGAAGGUUGGUUUACUGCGAUCGCAACUGUGAUUGUAUAUCUCGUUGCUGCUCUCGCCGGAAACGUGGAGCAAUUUGGGAAGAUCCUUUUGCUUUGUCUCUUUGUAGGCUCGGCCGGUCUCCUUGCGCUUGCGAAUACCGCUACCAAGCAGCUUCACAUGCACGGGCGCGUUCUCGAAGUGGUUGGGAAACGCAUAUCCUACAAGCGACGUAAAGACCUUACGGACGAACUGAUCAAAGAGACCGGUAGGGAUGAUUGGGCCCUUGGGAUGGGAAUGAAACCAAUGAGCCAAGAUAUUAAGGGCUUUAGAAGGGGUACUGCAGUCAUAACCUAG
This is a messenger RNA of Orbilia oligospora ATCC 24927, 1017 nucleotides long. RefSeq lists its product as uncharacterized. The record is from RefSeq and is a predicted model, not a curated record. The coding region runs from base 1 to 1017 and encodes 338 amino acids. The transcript has a single exon. NCBI's taxonomy places the organism in Eukaryota, Fungi, Ascomycota, Orbiliomycetes, Orbiliales, Orbiliaceae.